AUGAAACAUAUUUCAUAAAAUUCAUAGAAUUAGUAACUAGUCACAAAGACCUACAAUGACAUCCCAUUCACCAUUUACAACCGCUAUUAAGGAAUUAAAUUAUUGGGAGCUGGAUCAUAUGGAACAGUGUUGUUAGCUUUGGAUACCCAGACCAACACCAAAGUUGCAAUUAAAAAAUUAAAUCCAUUAGAGGAUAUCAUAGAUGCCAGAAGAAUGUUGAGAGAAAUAAGAAUAUUGAGAGCUAUGACUCAUCCCAAUAUAGUUGCAAUCAAAGCAGCCAUCUAUGAUAACGUAUCAUAAGAAAGCGAUUAUUUUGGCACUGUCUAUUUAGUGCAAGAAUAUUUUUAGGCUGAUCUUCACAGAGUUCUUAAAAAUCCAAAAGACCUCACUGAUGAUCAUGUACAAUUCAUCAUGUAUCAAUUAACCAAGGCAGUGGCCUAUUUGCAUUCAGCAUCCAUCCUACAUAGAGACAUUAAACCAUCCAAUAUCUUAGCCAAAGAUGAUUGCUCUAUAAGUUUAUGUGAUUUCGGUCUCUCCAGAUAAAUCGAAGAAUACGAAGAAGAAGAUAAUAAAAAAUCAUAAAAUUUCACAGAAUAUGUUGUCACAAGAUACUACAGAGCACCAGAAAUUAUGGUUUCUUCUCAAUAAUACUCAUUUCCUAUUGACAUAUGGUCAUUGGGCUGCACUUUCGCUGAAAUAUUAAAUGAAGGAAAAGUCCUCUUCAAAGGCAAAACUUAUGUUUAAAUGGUUAAGAUGAUCUUUGAAACACUCGGUAAGCCUGUCUAGGAAGACCUGGAUUAAUUCAUUAAAAACAAAAACGCUAUGGAAUUUGUUCAAUCUCUGCCAAGUGUUCCACCAUAAUCAAUCAAAAAGAUAAUUGAUUAUCCCAAUCCCCUAGCUAUAGAUUUAUUGGAUAAGAUGCUUGUAAUCAACCCUCACAAAAGAAUCACAGCUCAUGAAGCUUUAAACCAUCCUUAUUUUAAGGAGAUAAGAGAAAAGACUGAAGAAGCGCCUUAUAAAGGGUAGACUGACUUUACAUUUGAAAAUGAUGACACAAUUAGUUUUGAACAGAUGAGAAUUAUGAUCCUCGAAGAAUUGAAUAAAUUAAGUGAAAAGAUAGAUAUUCAUGAUGAAAUGGAAAGAUUAAAACAACUUAAAGAAAAAAGGAGAGCCUAAAAGCAUAAAAAGUGA
Paramecium tetraurelia is the source of this 1191-nucleotide messenger RNA. RefSeq lists its product as uncharacterized. The record is from RefSeq and is a predicted model, not a curated record. The transcript is spliced from 5 exons. Gene Ontology annotation, molecular function: MAP kinase activity; ATP binding. NCBI's taxonomy places the organism in Eukaryota, Ciliophora, Oligohymenophorea, Peniculida, Parameciidae. Gene Ontology annotation, biological process: intracellular signal transduction; protein phosphorylation. Gene Ontology annotation, cellular component: nucleus; cytoplasm.